AUGCAUAAUCAAGAUGUCGAUUUAGAUGAAAUUGCUGAUAAAAAAAUAAAUUUAGAAAAAUGGUAAAAUGAUUUAAAAAAUAUUAAAAUAUCAAAAUAUGAUAUGAAUAAAUUAGUAAUGAAUUUUUUUUUAAUUGAAGGAUAUAAAGAAGCAGCUUAAAGAUUUUAAGAAGAAACCUAAACAGAAAUUAGUAAUUUUGAUUUAAAUUCAAUAUAGCCAAGAAUAAAUAUAAGAUAAUUAAUAUUAAAUGGUCAAAUAGAUGAAGCAAUAAAUGAACUAAAUAAUUUUAAUUAAAAAAUUUUAUUAGAAAAUAAAGACAUAAAUUUUAGCAUAAAAUUAUAAAAAUGUAUUGAAUUAAUUAAAAAAAAUGAAAUAGAUUCUGCAAUUAAUUACGCAUAAUAGGAAUUAUUAACAUUA
Molecule: messenger RNA, 417 nt
Organism: Ichthyophthirius multifiliis
Lineage: Eukaryota; Ciliophora; Oligohymenophorea; Hymenostomatida
Exons: 4
Biological process (GO): proteasome-mediated ubiquitin-dependent protein catabolic process
Cellular component (GO): cytoplasm; nucleus
Molecular function (GO): protein binding
Source: RefSeq, a predicted model, not a curated record